Molecule: messenger RNA, 1438 nt
Organism: Syngnathoides biaculeatus (alligator pipefish)
Lineage: Eukaryota; Metazoa; Chordata; Actinopteri; Syngnathiformes; Syngnathidae
Gene: glmp
Product: glycosylated lysosomal membrane protein
Exons: 8
Coding region: 74-1258 (394 amino acids)
Cellular component (GO): lysosome
Source: RefSeq, a predicted model, not a curated record
AGUGACGUUUGAUCUUGGGGGCGGGGCUUGUAGAGUCGCCGCUUCUGAACUCACGUGACGAUUCACAACAAAGAUGGCGGCCCGGAGGACUCCGUGCGCCGCUUUUCUCUUUUUGCAAAUUUCGACCACCUUAUGGAUGAGUUCGGCGUUCACCAGAAACCUGUCGGUGGAGUUGAACCCCGGCUCGUCGGCGCCGCCUCCUGGCGGCGACCUCGUUCACGUGAGAGCUGUGGGAGACAACGACACGCUGCACAUCCUCUUCUGCAGUCUGGGGGCGCCCACGCUCCUCCUGGUUCGCACCGCCGUGACUUCCUCCGCCGUCUCGGUGGACUGGCCGCGCUUCUUGAGCCGCAACACCAGCGGCAGUCUGCGGGUGGAGCCGGCGAGCAGCAUCGUGUCCAGCGCGGCCCUCGUCUUCAGCCGGCUGUUGGAAUACGACGACGUCAACAACACAGCGGAAGCGCCCUUUGACCUUUUCCCGCCAUACCAGCUGCAGGACGUCGCGUGGUCCCGUGCGGAACUGUCGGGGGCGGCGGCCCGACUGUGCGGCGCUGUAGCUCGAGGGUCCGUCUGUCUGCAAAUGUCUGUGUUUGCGGGGGAGGGGCGCGACCAGAGCUGGCCCCGCCUGCUCCACACUGCGAAUUCCUCCCAGGUGGUCGUGCGGCUCGACAGCCUGACGGCCAGGUCGCAGAGAUCGCGCUUCCUCUUGGAACUGCAGACGCUGGGCGGAACCCACCCCCUUGACGCCGUUCAGGUCCGGCGCUCAAUUGACGACGAGUUCACGCCGUCCAUUUUUAAGGUGUCCGAGUGGACAUCCAGACCCAACCGCAGUUCAGACGACACGGGCGCUUUCGUCCUGUGGAAGCAGGUCUCGUAUCGGCGUUCGCCGCCGGCGCUGGAGGAUGCGUCGCCGUGCCGUCACUCUGACCCGCGGCGGCGGAGCGGCCGGGCCUUGGCGGAGGUCAGCGGCCUGGUGCGAGCCUUCUUCGCCGACGAGGACCAGGGGGAGCGGGCCUUCGGACUCAACGUCAGCUUCGGCCUGGCGGGGGAACCUUUCUACAACGCCACCAAGUUCCUCAGUUGGACCGCCCUGGUCGGCGUCGGCCUCCCCCCCACCGACGCCUUCUCGCCGCUGGUGGCCGCCAUCGUGGCGGUCGGUCUCGGCGCGCCGCUCGUCAUCCUGCUGAUGGGCGGAGUCUACGUGUACCUGCGCAAGAUGUCGCCGGGCUCGGCCAGCGGCUACGAACCGAUCAACUGAUGUCAGCCGGACGCGUGAUCGGAUCGCGUACUCUUUUAAAGGACGAGGACGCCGCUAGAUGGACUCGAUCUGUCGCCGGACUUUGUCCGAGGCGAGGCGGUCCAGCCGACGCUGACGCAGGACCACCAAGAUGGCCGACAGCGCCGUCCCAGACAACAUGACCCCCUCGAAUUUCCAGAA